Messenger RNA from Chelmon rostratus (copperband butterflyfish), 3500 nucleotides. RefSeq lists its product as uncharacterized. The record is from RefSeq and is a predicted model, not a curated record. Gene Ontology annotation, biological process: negative regulation of BMP signaling pathway. Gene Ontology annotation, molecular function: protein binding. NCBI's taxonomy places the organism in Eukaryota, Metazoa, Chordata, Actinopteri, Chaetodontiformes, Chaetodontidae. Gene Ontology annotation, cellular component: AMPA glutamate receptor complex. Bases 134 to 805 code for a protein of 223 amino acids. The transcript is spliced from 3 exons.
UAACAAUGUAAUAAAACUUUUCGUAAACUUGGGUAAUCUGUGUACCAAAUCCCAUCUGGACUACAGUGGAUGUUUCAACCCACUAAGGUGCUUGUUAACUUUUUGGUGAGCAAGGUGAAGCAAAUAAAUCAUCAUGGUUUUCAGUGAGCGUCUUUCCUUGGAGCGCAGAGUACGCACGGUCGUCUUGGCACUGCUGCUUUGCGCACAGGCCGUAUUGGGCUUCUCAGUGGCCGGACAGCAGGAAAUCACCUGCGAGGACAACGGCAGCAUAUACUUCGUGGGGGAAUGGUAUUUUCUGGACUCCGAUCAUUGCACCCAGUGUGUGUGCACCGCCGGGGGCUCCGCGUGUUCCCGCACUGGGUGCACCUCUCUCCCGGCGGCGUGCAUCCAUGUCAGCCACUACCCCACCGACUGCUGCCCCAGGUGCGAGAAGAUCGGGUGCGAGUACCGAGGAGUGGUGUAUGAACUGGGGCAGAACUUCCAGCCAUCAGAAUGUGAGCAGUGCACUUGUGACAGUGAUGGCAUCGCCCGCUGUCUAGUUGCAGAUUGUGCCCCUCCACCAUGUGUCAACCCCGUCUACCAGCCCGGGAAAUGCUGCCCUGAAUGCAAGGACGGUCCUAACUGCUACGUUAAUGCGUCACGCAGCCAGGUGAUUCCCGCUGGAGAGCCCACCUGGGUCGACUCCUGCACCAAGUGCCGUUGUCAUGAUGGCCAGGACGCCGGCUACUGGGAGGGAAACCGUCUCGCCACCUGUUCCCGCCUCAAAAACUGCACGCCUGAACAGCCGUCCACCCAGAAAAACUGAUUCACUCCGUCAGCAGAGAAACAGCUGUUACUCUAACAUACAAUCCCUGAUGACUUACUGUCUCUUCAUCUUCCAUCUCGAAGAACAUGCUGAGCCUCCUGUGCAUGUCAACGGUAGAGCCAGACAUCAAGGAUAAUCUGCCACCUCCAAAACUGUUUCAAGCUGAACAAGGACCAAAGAAAUCAUUUUAAAAAAGCCAAAAGCCAUCAGAACAGAUCAGCUGCCACCCCACAAGCACUUUUCACCCAUGAUUUCUGCAGUACUGAUGAGACCCACCGAGUGUGACACUUUGGUGGACAAGGCUGGCCCAUUAUCAGGCCUGAGCUGCACAUUACAAACAAGGUUGAAUUUCAAGGCUGAUUUACAGACCAGUCAAAGCUGCAGCUUCACUGCAUAUCAGUGGGUUUUCGCAAUUUGUUUUUUUAAAGAAAUCAUCCACAGUGCAAAAUCAACAAAGCCUUUGCAUUAUCGUAUAACGCUGUAGUCCUGUUGUGCUCAGUGUCAGUAUCUGAAUGUAAGACCUUUAUUAUGUUCGUUGAUUUUGUGCUGCCACAGUUCAAAUUUUUACAUAAAGUUGUGUUUAAUCAAGUUACCACAAACUUACUGAGGCGCAGAAACCCUCUGGUCAGGUAGUUUUACUGUAUGCCAGCACAGAAGCACUGGUUGGUACAUACAUAAUGCAUAGCGGGUGAUUGGUGGACGAUCAAUAGGGGCCCAACAGCAAAUGUUUUACACUGUGGACCCCUAUGGUUAACAUGGCCAUAUGUAAAGAAUAACUUUAUAUAUAAGACUUUAUCCCACCAGCUGAGAGGAUGAAUUCCUUGAAAACCAAUGAAAACAGGAUUAAAACUAUCUCUAUUUAAUAACGCGGAUUGCAGCAGUGAUGUAAAGAUAAGAUGUUUGAUUUGUGGAGCCUCAAACGCCCUCAAACCUUGUGCGGAACAUCUGUACUCCUACAGAAAAAUCCAUAGUUUAAGAAAUCUGUCAGGAACUACAGAAAACAAACCUUUAAAAGGUGACCACAUUCCAGAUAUUCACCCUUUUAUUUUUCAUCUGCCCGUUUCUUCAGAAAGUUUGAUUUCGAUUACGUGUUGAGUGACAGAUACUAGCAAGCUUAUAGAAGCUUUUUUUUUUUUUUUAAUUUCCAAGCACUUGCUUUGGUAAACGACUAGCGACAUAACAAAGCCAGCGAUGUUAUUGGAUGAUGAAAAAUUGUAAUUGACCUGUCACGGUUUGAUGCAGCACCCAAAUGCAUGCACAGCUGUGAUGCAAUUUAGACUAGGAAAUGGCUCAGAAAAGCAAUUAACAAUUUGUAACUGUUCUAUAAAUCCUGCAGUUCAGCUUCCAUGCUAAUCGAAGUAUAAUGUAUGAGACUAUGGCCUAACACAGGACUGUACAGUAGAUGUAGACGCGGGUGAUAUUUGAAAACAGGGGGAACAUUGUUUGUUCAUGUACACUGUAGAGCCGGAACAACAAUCUGUCAUUUACUGCGUUAUUAAUUCUCCACAAGGCAGAAUGUGCAGCCUCUCGUAGAGAAAGCCCUCCGCCUCGUCAUUUCCACUGUCAUCAAAGCAGACAGCUGUCAUUCACUUUCUUCUGAGUGAUCUUCAGUGUAUGAUGAAAUGUAGCAUGAUGCGUCUUUCUAUACAGGGUUAUAUGCAGCACAUGUUCUAUUAUUUGUCAUAAUCUACCACUUUAAUCAUGAGGGACCUUUGAAUGAAAACCAAAAAUAAUCUUGUGCUUAUAUGUUUAUGUGCAGUGUUGGAGCCUGUGAUAGCAUUUACUUUACUGCAUAUUUAAAGCUCCCAAGCUGCAGCUGCAUGACGUAUAUCACUGCAACUGACAACUUUCCCUGCUUUAAUUCUCCCUGAAAAGCUUCUUUAUGCAAGGUUUGGGAUUAAGUUUAAACUUUUAGGGUUUUGAACACCUUUAGGAUCUCAUUUUUAUCAGGAUACUUUAGGAAUAAAUACGCUGUAUUUACGACAUCUUCUAAGAAGGAGACUGAAUAAGAUCUGAAAGCUCUUCUCCCGCAGCCAUCAUCUUAAUUCCUGAAUAAUCAGAAAGAAACGAGGUUUAAUGAAUAGUAUGACACUUUGUGAAAUAUGCAGAGUUAGACGAGAAGUUCGAUAUUUCCGUCAUACCUUUUCACUAAAUAUGAAGCUACAGCCAGCAGACUUUUAGCUACGCUUAGCAUAACGACUAAAAGCAGGAAGAAUCAGCUAGCCUGGUGCUAUCCAAAGCUACCAACAUCCACCAACAAGCACCUCUGAAGCUCACUAAUAACACAUGAUAUCUCAUUUAUUUAAAAUCUGUACAGUCGACACUGGCUUUUACACUCUGGUUCAUGUUAUUAUGUAUUAUAUAUAGAUUGUAUGGAUUAAACAAACGAGACAUAUCAUAAAGUGAGCUUCAGAGGCAUUGAUAGGUGGGUUUUGUUACCUUUGGCCAUACCCAGGCUCACUGUUUCCCGAUUUACAGUCUUUAUGCUGUUAGCUUGUCUUCUCAACCAACUAUUGGCAAAGAAGCCAAAUAUGUCAAACAAUUCCUUUAAGUGGAGUUUUGGUAUACUUACAAUAAAAGGGAACUGGUUUGAAUAACAUGCACAGACCAUGUCGUGUGUCAUGCUGAUAAUAUACCCCGGCUUUACGAAAACAUCUUGUAAAAUAUUUCAAAAUUAAACACCUUUUCAAGUCUG